CUCGCCGCCGGCGACCCCGAAACAAUUGACGCGCAGUGAGAAGACGGCCACCCAAUCCGCAAGGAAGCGAAGCUCCUCUGCUCCGGUCGGGUCAGGUCCCUUUUCUGGUUGGGUUCUCCGGUCGGGUCAGGUCCCUUUUCUGUUGCUUCCGAUGGACGGCGCCGCCGCUGCUGCAGGAGGUAGUGGGGAGCCGGCGGCCAACGGGUCCAAAUCUGAGGGGCAGCAGUUCGAUCCCAGCCGGAUGAUUGGGAUAAUCAAAAGGAAGGCCUUGAUUAAAGAUUUGGCUGCUGCGUACCAUGCUGAGUGUAUAGCAUCCUGUAAAGAACUCUUGCAGCUUCAGAGAAAGUGGGAGGAGGAACAGUAUGUGGAAGUCAAAAUGCCUGAAGAACCAAGACUGAUGACAAUGAAGACCUCAAAGCGUAGGAAGAAGUAGAUUUAGGAGAUUAAGAGCACUUUCAGCUCUGUCAACUGCUGUGGUAGUUAGCUUGACAGUGAACUAAAUACAAGGAAACAUUGCCCUCAGGUGGGCUUAUGCUCUAAAGUAUCAUUUGCCUGCUUCCCAUU
Messenger RNA from Setaria italica (foxtail millet), 564 nucleotides. RefSeq lists its product as uncharacterized. The transcript is spliced from 4 exons. Bases 152 to 433 code for a protein of 93 amino acids. The record is from RefSeq and is a predicted model, not a curated record. NCBI's taxonomy places the organism in Eukaryota, Viridiplantae, Streptophyta, Magnoliopsida, Poales, Poaceae.